Messenger RNA from Fonsecaea pedrosoi CBS 271.37, 522 nucleotides. RefSeq lists its product as uncharacterized. The transcript has a single exon. Lineage: Eukaryota; Fungi; Ascomycota; Eurotiomycetes; Chaetothyriales; Herpotrichiellaceae. Bases 1 to 522 code for a protein of 173 amino acids. The record is from RefSeq and is a predicted model, not a curated record.
AUGGCCCCUAUUGGAAACGCGCAUCUGACCAUGGGCCAGCUAUCUGGAACAACCGCAGCGUGUUCCACCCUGCGACCUUUGAGGCUCGUGGUGAAGGAGACCGCUUUGGAAACAGGGCCGUUGGUCGGCAGUAGCCCCUUGCAUGUCGCGAGACACCGUCUCCUUCUCCUCGUGAUGAACGCAAUCAAGACCGAACGUGCACCUUUCUCUCAAGGGAGUGGGCGCUGCCACGAUGAAUACUAUUACAUCAAUCGCCGAAGGCGCGCCCCCUCUUUCCAAGAAUACUACUCGCCUUGUGCCACCAUGUCAGCACCGCCGCAACGCGUCGCCAUCUUGGUAACAAGUCGGUCGGUCAUCCCCCUGUCUUCUCACUUGGUGACCCUGAUACAACGGUCGGGCAUUCUCUCGCUCUCGUGUUCAACCGUUACAGGCGCGGCGAGAGGACCAGGGUGGAGGGCGUACCAGUUCGACCCGGAGCCGGACCGAGUGCUGUACUUUACAUCCGUGGAUAUCGACGCCUGA